This is a messenger RNA of Drosophila novamexicana, 933 nucleotides long. RefSeq names its product 60S ribosomal protein L7 (gene RpL7). The record is from RefSeq and is a predicted model, not a curated record. Gene Ontology annotation, cellular component: cytosolic large ribosomal subunit. The coding region runs from base 70 to 828 and encodes 252 amino acids. NCBI's taxonomy places the organism in Eukaryota, Metazoa, Arthropoda, Insecta, Diptera, Drosophilidae. The transcript is spliced from 3 exons. Gene Ontology annotation, biological process: maturation of LSU-rRNA from tricistronic rRNA transcript (SSU-rRNA, 5.8S rRNA, LSU-rRNA). Gene Ontology annotation, molecular function: structural constituent of ribosome; RNA binding.
AUGGCGUACUUCAAGCUUCCGCUCUUUCUUUCCCUUUCUUUUACCAACGUGCAUAGUGUCGAGUAAAAGAUGCCAGCCCCGGCCGCUAAGAAACCAGCAGCUAAAAAGCUGCCCGCUGUGCCGGAAUCCAAGCUUAAGUUCAGCAAGAAACAAAUCAGCAAGCGUGUUUCUGAGACGAAACGUCGCCUGAAGCGUGCCGCUGUCAUUGCCCUGCGCAAGAAGGAGAAUCUGGUGCGUGCCCAGAAGUACCAGAACGAGUACAUCAAGGCCGAUCAGCGUGAGAUCAAGCUGCGCCGCUUGGCCAAGAAGCGCAACCAAUUUUACGUGCCCGCAGAGGCCAAAUUGGCAUUUGUAGUGCGUAUCCGUGGUAUCAACAAGGUUGCACCAAAGGUGCGUAAAGUGCUGCAGCUGUUCCGCUUGCGCCAGAUCAACAAUGGCGUGUUCAUUAAACUGAACAAGGCCACCAUCAAUAUGCUGCGUAUUGCUGAGCCUUACAUUACCUGGGGCUAUCCCAAUCUGAAGUCGGUGCGCGAGCUGAUCUACAAGCGCGGCUUUGUCAAGCACAAUCGCCAGCGUGUGCCCAUCACCGAUAACUUUGUUAUUGAGCGCAAGCUGCGUAAGGCCCAUGACAUUCAGUGCGUUGAGGAUCUGGUGCAUGAGAUCUUCACUGUGGGACCCAAUUUCAAGUAUGCCUCCAACUUCCUGUGGCCAUUCAAACUGAACACGCCCACCGGCGGCUGGCGCAAGAAGGCCAAUCACUACGUUAACGGUGGUGACUUCGGCAACCGCGAGGACAAGAUCAACAGAUUGCUGCGCAAGAUGGUCUAAGGCAGAGUUUUGCAGUGUAAUAGUUUAAAACAAAAACGGUCUGGCAACAGCGAAAGAAAUAAAAUUAACUCUUUUUAUGAAAGUACCAAAAUGCCGUUCACAAAA